Molecule: messenger RNA, 198 nt
Organism: Monoraphidium neglectum
Lineage: Eukaryota; Viridiplantae; Chlorophyta; Chlorophyceae; Sphaeropleales; Selenastraceae
Exons: 1
Cellular component (GO): cytoplasm; membrane
Molecular function (GO): protein binding
Source: RefSeq, a predicted model, not a curated record
GACAACCGGCUGCUGAAGAUGUUCACGGACGUGGUCAAGGCGCUGUACAGCAGCGACCUGGUGGCCGAGGACACCAUCCAGCACUGGUACAAGAAGGGCAGCCACCCCAAGGGCCGCAACGUCUUCCUCAACGACAUCCAGCCCUUCAUCAAGUGGCUGGAGGAGGCAGAGGAGGAGGACGACGACGAGGACGACUGA